Nothobranchius furzeri (turquoise killifish) is the source of this 2691-nucleotide messenger RNA. RefSeq names its product coiled-coil domain containing 62 (gene ccdc62). Lineage: Eukaryota; Metazoa; Chordata; Actinopteri; Cyprinodontiformes; Nothobranchiidae. The record is from RefSeq and is a predicted model, not a curated record.
AAAACUGCACGUUCUUUUAUUUUGAAAACCGAAUUACAUUAUUUUGAAAAGAAUUGUUAAUUAUCCGCUUCCACUCAAAAGUUGCUUUAACGGUCAAGUGAGCUAAAAAUAGAAGAAAAGUGAAGUUUCUCUGCCAAUUUUUUAUGUUUCGUAUUGAAAACAAAGUUUAACGCGCUAUUGCUGCUCGGCUUUACAGCAGUGCUACUGGUUUGUUAACGUUUGUUUACUUAAUAGCUAGCUAACUGGGCUAGUUCAAAACGGCAACAAUAACGCUAACGGGAGUUAAACAGGAUGUAAUAUAAUAAAUCCUAUGAUGUGAUGGAUGAAGGAAGGAGACUGUUUACUUCAAACGGGAGAGCCCAUCGUUCUCUCUGGUUAGAUGGUACCUGGAUCAUGUUUAUAUCAACAUCCGUCAUUCAGCGUCACUUUUGACUGAGUUUCAGAUGUUUCUGCUGAGCCUAAUUAGGCACAGCACGUCUGUGGAAAAGCUUCAUGAUGGAUGGUACAGGAAGACAGUGGGUCAAAGCUUCCUCCAUCCAGGCAGAUUCCGUCUGUCGUAGCUCACAGAGUACAGAGCUUCCAGUGAAAGACCUGAGUAGCUCCACCGUUCAGAGGCAGAGGAGGGAGCUCCAGCUGCUGAUGGUGGAGCUGAAGGACAGAGAGAUGGAGCUGAAUGCCAUGGCUGCCUCGCACCACCAGCAGCAUCAGGCCUGGGAACAAGAUCGUCAGAGAGCGUUGGUGUUGGAGCAGAGGUGUGCUCGUUUGGACGAGGAACUGCGCAAGCGUAACGAGGUGAUGAGGGCUGUGACAAAACACGUUUGUGUUGUGGAAAGCAGAGAAAGGGAGGUGCAGAUGGAGCUCAGCAAAGCCAAACAGAAGCUCUGUGAGCUUGAAGAGAAACAAGAACACAUCAUCGGAAAAUGCCGAGACUAUGAGGAGAAGAACCAGAGUCUCAGCUCCACCGGCAUGGCUCUGUCUACUCAAGUUGGCUCUCUGCGGGUCAGGGAGGAAGAACUGAGCGCCGUGCUCAAGCUGAAGGUAAACCAAUCCAACUAUUUUAGUAGCUCUGUCCGUUCUUGUCCUUCAAUCGUCCAGUUUUGUUUAAAUCACAACCAGGACAAAGAUGUGACUGAAGCCUCUGGUCGUACUCUGGAGCUGACGGGGAGACUCCGAGACCUGGAUGCUGCGCUGACACAGAGCCGCUCACAGGAAAACAAGCUCUUCAGAGACUCUGAGGAAAAUAAGCGUAGAUACAAAGAAACCAAACACGAGGUCAAUCAGCUCAGAGAGGAGCUGCAGCAGCAGGUGACACAAAGCAGCACCCAGAGGGAGGAGAUCAUCCGUCUGAAACAGGAGCUCCAGCUGCUUCAUGCUGAUCUGGUCCUGACAGCAGGGGAGGGCGACAGCUGCUGGAGCUGUCUCGCACCAAACAGGAACGCAUCAUGUCUGCGCUGCGCUGCCUGCGGCAGCCAGGACGAGUUGGCAUGUAGCCAUCUGGACCAUCCGUCAUCUCGAAGUCUUCGAGGGACGAACCGGAGGCCCGAUCACGAUGCUUUAGCAGUAACUGAUCUCCAAACCAACAACAAACCAGGAGUCCUGUCGGCACGUGUUACAGAUCAGGGCAGUGAUCAUCUGUCUAGGUGCUCUCUGCAGCACCUGUUGGGUGAGUCCAGGCUGCUUCACAAAGCAGCAGCAGCCCCAAACGCCUCAGCUUACCACAGCGGACCGACCCGGUCUCCAGCCGCAGGGUUGCUGACCCGCUUUACGUCCACGAGUGUCUGAGAGCCUAUCAUCUCCGCCCAAAUACCUCAUUACACAAGGCCGGCGUUGAUCCACCCAGUUCUUGUCUCCAUCCCAGUGUCACCCAGCCUGCCAGUCGGGCAGACGACGGACUUUAAGGAGGAAAGAAUCUUCUGUGUGAAAAUGUCAGUAAUUAUCAGUGUGUGUCACGAUGUGAGGAGAAAAUAGUUUCAACAAGAGAAAUGAUGGACAAUAAUGAACUAUAAUGAAAAGAAUGAAGCACGAUGUUAAAAGGCUGGGAUAUGAAAACACGCCAGCAGUAUUUACACCAGAUCAUGUGGUCUAUUGUACAGUCACUAAAUCAGCAUGUCGAUAAAACAAAGGAAAUCAGUAUUAUGUCAUUAAAUGAGUGGGCGUGGCCACGCCACAUAUGGAACUCAGGAAAAGACACUUGUGUGUAUUUUUAUAACCGUAAUAAUGUUUUGUCCCUGAAGGUGGUCGACGCCGCCGGUAUAAUCUAACAGAUGAACAAAUUUACACAAUGUCUUUUCUAAAAGGCGGUUUUGUUUGGAGUGAGACGUGAAACCAGUCCUACUGGGCUGAUCAGUGGUUUGUUUUUCCAGUUUCACAGCUUCCAGGUCAGCCCUGAGAUGUGAGGAAACCUCUGUAGCUGUUCGUGUAACCUGGAGGUCCUGCUUCUCUUGAUGAAGCCCUUCAUGUAAAAACUACAUGUCUGUGGUUUUUAUUCGUUUAUUUCUUUAGUUUCCUGGUUUACACAUCUGUCACGUGUGGAUUUGUGGGCUAGAUUUGGAACCUUGCUACACAGGUUUUUAGGUUUUAACCGUAAAGGUGAGCGUGGCGGAGAAGAAAUCCUGUUUAACUGGAGCGCUGAGAGCACCUGACCCAGCUGGAUUCUUCUGGAUUUAUUCAGCUACCUAUAAAGGCACACAA